AGGUUCAUUCUGUCAUACCGGUAAACAAUAAAAGUAUUCGAAAACUAGGACUUAUAACCAGUACUUUAUUAAGAUUGCAAAUAAAAAAUGGAAUUAACCAGCGAUCUUAUAUGUAUACAGGGUAUUUUAUCGCGUUUGAUGAAAAAUACAGGAGAAUUUACAAGGAUUAAUUACAAAGGAGGUAAUGAGGAUGUGAUUUUAAACAUUAUGUUAGAUAUUCAAAAAUUCUUGAAAAAUAAAAAAUAUAUUACAGAUGAUAAUAAACCAAAUAGAUUGUAUGAUAAACAAUUAGAAGAAAUAGUAUUAUUCCUGGCAUUAAAUACCUCAUACAAACAUCCAUUAGAUAUGGAAGAGUAUUCUCACCUUAUAAAUGUAACUGUGCCAUUGUCCAAAUGUCUGUUUUCAAACAUUGUGUAUGGUCUGGAUUUGUGCCAAUAUUAUUGCACUGUUAUAGAAAAACUACCAAUCAGCAAUAGUGCAGAGUUGUUAGAUGAAGUUUUACAAUGCUUAAAAAAAUCUACUCCAGAUGUUAUGUUGGAGUAUACUGAAAUGUUUUUAACAACCACAGUGAAUAAGUUGUCAAAAACUACUUUCACCAAAAAGGAUGAAGAACAUUUAGAUAAUGUGUGUGAAAUUACAAAAAUAAUACUACUAAAUUUAUCUGGAAUAUAUGCAGAUCAAAUAAAAAAUUGGAAAAAAGAUCAAAUCUACAAUCAUAUGGGAUUGUGUUUGUUGAGCCUCUUCAAUCUACUUCUUCAAUGUGAUCAGAAUUGUUUAGUAUUGAGACAGUUUAUUAUAAAUGUGACGAGAACAUGUUGUUCCGUUAUUAAAAAUGUCACUAUUGAUGUUUUCUGUACAUGGGCAGAGACUGAAAUAGAAGAUGAGGUCCUUCAGACAGUAGUAUCAAACAAGGCAUACUUAGUAUUAGAGAUGUAUCAAAAAUUUCCCGAAGCUAAAGAAUUAAUUUCUGUACUGGGAUCUAUUGCAAGAAAACCUAAAUCUUUAACUGAACAAAUACACGAAGCUGAUGUUAAUAAAAUCAUUCAAAAGAUUAAUAAGAAAGAUGCUGAUCAAAAGAACUGGUUUAAAGCUCUCAUAAGAACUCAAAUAUUCGAUAAUCCAGAAUCAAGAGAAUGCGUCAGGAAAUGGUCUCAUUUAUGUGACGACGAAGAUAUUUCCAUCCUUCUAAAUUGGUGUGUUCAUAAAAACGAUAAAGAAUCCGUUGAAGUCAUAAUAAAAUGUAUAUCCCACAUAGAUCUAGAAAAACUAACACUAGUGAUAACAAAACAUUUUUAUAAGAAUAAAAUUAUAAAUUUGGGUUCAACGGACACAACAAAGCAAUUGAUAGAUCUAUUAAAUAAAGUCAACGAAUGUACUUGUGUAGAAGAACUAGCAAAAAGCAUUUUAAUUCUCUUCUUGCAGAAACCUACUGAUGUUCUUACACAUAUGUAUGAACAAUGUCUUAAGAAUAGUUUCUAUGCAAAUAUUUUGAAAGUUACUUUCAAAUGUUUGAAAGAAGUUAUCAAAAUUAAUAACAUGGGCGUUAAUCUAUUGUUUACAGUGGCUAACAAUACACCGCCUAAUGCCCAAAAUGUCGAUGAAUAUAAAGAAUUAUUUGCAGUUCUCGUCGAAAUUAAUUAUUUCAAUAGCGAAGAUAUACUGCUAAAAAUUUUAACUCCUAUGGUGAACAAAUAUGUUGCGGAAACAAAUUUGGAGAAACUGGAUCUUGUACUUCAAAUGUUUCUGAGUGAAACGUUAUUAUUGCCUAUUGUCGAUCAUACUAAAGAUAUUACUAAAUUGUUGUUAACUAUUAUGAAUGAAAAUCGAUGUAACUUUCUAAAUUUUAAUGGACUUAAACAACAAAUCACCAAACAUGUUGUAGAUAUCUGUUUGGAUGUGUGCAAACCAAGUUAUGAUUCUGAAGUUGACAUAUCAGUUCCAAAUGAAGACAACUUCACUGAAUAUUAUAAAUUAUGUCUUAUAUCGGGAGGGAAGGAAUUGUCAUUAUUUAAAAAUGUAUGUAGCAAUUUUGAUAUUGAAGAUUAUGGAAACUGUGUCAAUACCAUGUUGAAGUUAUUGCCUCCAGCAGUUUGUAGAGAAUGGUUACUUAUAUCUCAAGAUAUUAUUGAAAAAUGUGGAACUAACAAAUGUAUGGAACUUUUCACAGAUGUCAUGAUAUUACUAUCUCAGUUAGUUGAGACCCAGGAUGUUAGUAAUAAUCAGUCUAUAUAUUUAGCUUUGAAAAACUGUGUUAGAAAUUAUGGAAUAGUAGUACAGCAAAAAAUACUCCACAAUUCAACUUUGGAAUUAGAAGUGGAAGUAAAUAAUCAAAUCUGCCGAUUAUUGGCCAAACUUCCAGAUUCUUUCAAAGAAGAAGAGGGAUUAACUUUAGUGAAGAUCCUCACUGAUCGAUCUUUGAAACAUUUGGCAAAUGAUAAAGAAUUCCUAUGUCGUUUAAUAUUAAUUAAAAAUUCUAGAUUGUGUCAAGUAUUAGCUCAAAAGAUUACAGGCAAAUAAAGUUAUUUUUACAUAAUUA
Molecule: messenger RNA, 2536 nt
Organism: Diorhabda sublineata
Lineage: Eukaryota; Metazoa; Arthropoda; Insecta; Coleoptera; Chrysomelidae
Exons: 9
Coding region: 88-2517 (809 amino acids)
Source: RefSeq, a predicted model, not a curated record